AUGCAAGAGCCCUUCUCCGUGCUCUUCUCCCUCGGCAACUUCUGGGCUCACCACGACGGUCUGCACAACCACAUCCUGAAGAAAAUCCCAGCCACCUACUCGAUGAGGCCGUACUACGUCUGGCUGGCGAGGAUAGGGAUGGCGAGCUGGUUUUUCAGCGCGGUGUUUCAUACUAGGGAUUUCAGGGUCACGGAAGAAUUGGAUUAUUUCGCUGCUGGGGCGAGUGUGCUUUAUGGGAUGUAUUAUACUGUUGUGAGGGUGUUUCGGUUGGAUAGGGUGAGCAAAAUGGGGGUGAGGAAAUCAUGGACGGGGACGUGUGUGGGACUGUAUUUGGCGCAUGUUGGGUAUUUGAAGGGGGUGGGGUGGGACUAUGGGUAUAAUAUGGGGGCUAAUGUUGCGGUGGGGGUGGUGCAGAAUGUGCUUUGGACGUGGUUUAGCGUAAGGAGGUAUAAUAGGGAGGGGAAGGGGUGGAUGGUUUGGCCGGGGUUGGUGAUGGUGAUUCCAAGUAGUACCGUUUCUGUCGAGCUUUUCCUUGCGACUGGAAUGACCCCAGGCCUU
Molecule: messenger RNA, 558 nt
Organism: Podospora anserina S mat+
Lineage: Eukaryota; Fungi; Ascomycota; Sordariomycetes; Sordariales; Podosporaceae
Exons: 1
Biological process (GO): GPI anchor biosynthetic process
Cellular component (GO): endoplasmic reticulum membrane
Molecular function (GO): hydrolase activity, acting on ester bonds
Source: RefSeq, a predicted model, not a curated record